GCUGCACAACACAAAAACGGCAGCAAAACCACCAUCAAACACGACGGACCGCCGCAAACACCACGACGACACGCUGCCAGCAAGAUGUCGAAGCUUUCGUUUCGGGCAAGGGCCCUCGAUCCGUCGAAACCGAUGCCGAUAUAUCUGGCGGAGGAGCUGCCAGAUCUGCCGGAAUAUUCCGCAAUCAAUCGGGCGGUUCCACAGAUGCCGAGCGGCAUGGAGAAGGAGGAGGAAUCGGAGCAUCAUCUGCAGCGAGCAAUAUGCACCGGACUCAUCAUUCCCACGCCCGAAGUGUACGACUCGACCGAUUCCGAGUUUUACGACAAAUACUACCCGCCCGACUACAAACUGCCCAAACAGCUGAUCCACAUGCAGCCGCUCAAUCUUGAGCAGGACAUACCGGAUUACGAUAUGGACAGUGCGGACGAGUUAUGGGUUACGUCACACGAGAAGAAGCUCGAUCUGGAUCCGCUCAAGUUUGAGAUCAUGAUGGAUCGGUUGGAGAAAAGCUCCGGCCAGACGGUGGUUACACUAAAUGAAGCCAAAGCCCUAUUGAAGCAGGACGAUGAAGUGAGCAUAGCCGUGUACGAUUACUGGCUAAAUAAGCGGUUAAAAUUGCAACAUCCCUUGAUAUUGUACGUAAAGACGGAAAAUCGAGGCAACAUGACACCGAACAAUCCGUACCUUGCUUUCCGGCGCCGCACCGAAAAGAUGCAAACGAGGAAAAACCGCAAGAACGAUGAAUCGUCGUACGAAAAGAUGCUGAAGCUAAGGCGGGAUCUGUCGCGGGCAGUGACGCUUCUGGAAAUGAUCAAGCGGCGGGAAAAGCUAAAACGGGAGCAGUUGCACCUGAGCAUCGAAAUCUACGAGAAGCGCUAUCAAGCGCAGGAUUUCCAUGGUCAUCUCCUGUCCGAGUUUGCGUCCAAUGCGACCCGCGUCACGAGACCGGCGUUUGCCCCGAUCUACACCAACCAGUACACCCCGUUGGCUGGGCAGGGUGGUGUAGGGCAGGGGGUGAAUGCGGUGGGGAGUGUAGGUGGCGCGUAUCUGAACAGUGGAGGCUCAUCGUCACAGUACGAACCACACGGCACGGGUAGCGGUGGAACCAACAAGCGUGAUAACGAGAGUCUCAGUAGUCGGAAGGAAAAGCGACAGUACAAGAAGCGGAAGCUAAAAAUGCAGAAAGAUCGAAGUAUGGGGAGUGGCGCGGGUGUUGGUGGUGUUGGGGUAGCCGGUGGCCGAGGAGACCCGCAGCAAGGUGGAUUGAACAGUACGAGUGGGCUCGGAAGUUCCGGGCUGCAUCAUCAUCACCACCAGCAGCACCAACAGCAUCACCAUUAUCAUGGAUCGAUGCUGGGAGGGAUUGGUGGCACUGUGGUCAGCGGACAUGGAACAGACCAUCAUCAUCAUCAUUUGCACGGGUCCGGUGAUCAUGUUGUUUCGUCCGACGAUGAGGAACUGUCGAAUCUGCAAGGAUCGUCGGCAGAAGAAGAGUACGCUUAUGCAUUCCGAAGAAGCAAACACAGCCAAUAUCAUAGGCCUCGUGCGGAUGGUUACGGUAACUGGCCAUGGACGUCCCGGGAGGAAAAUGGUUCGGCCGAUCCACGGUAUCGCUUCACCCUCACUUCCUUACGAUAUCCGAGGCCACGUUGCAUUGGUUUUGCGCGCAGACGUUUGGGUCGCGGUGGACGUGUCAUAAUCGAUCGAAUAGCAACCGAUUUCGAUGAUCUUUGGUCUCGGUUAGACUACACGAUCGUUGAAAGUGAAACGAUUGCAUCCGCGCUCAGCACGUCCGAGCCAACGAUAGCCCGCGAUGACGCGCAGAAGGACGACGAAAACAAUGAACCGAUCGUUAUCCCCUGCCGUCGCCGACAGAUCGAGCGUACGGUUAGUGUUAGUAGCAACUGCAGCAAUACCAGCAGUAGUGCGGGUGUGGUUGUAUCGUUGAAACCUCCGCCAAGAUUACCGCCGCACUUGAACCAUCAGAACCCGGUGCCGUUGGUGAACGGUUCGGACAGGUUGCCAAUGACGAACGGGAAUGGUAUUACGCCGCGAACGAUCGUAUCCCGCCGGAAGCUUGUACUGAAGCAGGAAUCGGCACCGGCAGUGAGCGAUUACGAAUCGGACGGUGCGCAAGAGAUUCAGUUCCUCGCCAGCAUUGGAUUGAUGAACAAGACGGAGAAGGAAUCGGCUGUGGCGACUUCCGAGGCCCUAAACACACUCGCUAGCACAAAGCGUCGGUUACGGUUCGAUAGUGAAGAGAAGGACGGUGAAAGUGGGGAGGUGACAAAGGAUGAGGUGGUGUUGGGCGGUGGAAGGACACUGAAAGCAGAUGUUCCAAACUCAGAUUCAAUUGUGAUAAAAAGUGAAGACAGCACCAACAGUAGCAGCGGCACCGGUACUGAGCUGGUGGUGUUGUCGACGGGUAGGAUAAAGCAAGAGCCGGAUGUUGGUGGGGGGAACGAUUACCAGAAGCCGGGUGUACCGGUUGGGGAAGAUUUUGAGCAGUUGAUAGACAGUGUAAACAGUCACGCUCGAACACGGUUUAAUAACGCGACGACGGCGACAAUGGUGGCGGAGUCAGUGACCGAAGUUGGUAGUAAUAGUAUUAGUUCCUCGAAGAACGAUGUGAGUGUGUCGCAGCAGGGUUCGUCGCGCCAGGCUCAACAGCAGGGAGGUGCAUCUCUGUCGCGAUUACACGACGCAACGCCGGAAGACAUUGACGCAGUUUACAAGGAUCUGUUGAACGACAUCCAAUCGAACUGGUUACACUUCCGUCCGAAAACACCGGAACCGUGCCAGGACGAUCUGUUGACGCUGGACGGCGAGGAGGAGGAUCUGCUGGAGCAUUGUCUUGGACUGACCGAUCGGCAUCGGAUUACGCUCGAACUGCAGUCGCUUGAUGAGCGGCUACCUGAGACGAUAUUCUCUCCAAGCAAAGGGACAACUUUAUCUUCCCUUUUCCGUACCACACCGUACGAUUUGGACAGUUUGAUCGAACCGCAUCCUUUAUCGCUCGAACAGCAAGGUGAUCCAGCAGAUGCGGUGGCGAAAGGAGCAACGGCGAGUUCGUCCGUUGAGGUUAAGCUCGAAACGUCCGGAUCGUCGUCGAGUGGUGAGAAUAAUCUUAGCGUACCUUCCGAGCUGAACGUUAGCUUGAACGAAUCGAGCGAGGAUAACGAAAAGAUGCUGGACAACAUUUUGCAAGAGUGUGCGAUCGAUGAUCCGAAGCAGUUGCAUCAGACGAGCAAUUUCUGGAACGGUAUCCUGGACGAUGGAAUGCUGAACAAUCUCGAGACGGUUGGUGGUGGACAGGCUGAGGACGAGCCGAUGGCGGAGGAAAGCGAGCCGGGUGAAACGCGAAACUUACUCUCGUCCAGCUCGGCUAAGAUCGGGUACCAUUCCGAGUUGGUUGGGUAUGGAAGGCCGUCGGGAGCUGCGGAUCGUCGCACAAGUAAGAGCAAACGUCGGAAAUUGCUUAAGCGCUGCAGUUAUCUUGUUGGGAGCAGUUACUUCUCGGUCAAGAGUCUACCAAAGGAGGAGAUGUUUCAACCUUUGCUGGAUGCAAACGGGCAGCCGAUUAUUCUUGGAGAUGGUGGUGAUAUGGAUGCUUCACUUGAUCCGAUGACGAGUGGAGAACAAAGGGAGCUUCGAGAUGGCGAAGACACGACGAUGCCAAGUGACUCUCUGCAGUCCAAUUCCGUAACAGGAGUAGAGUCGAUGGAGAUUAAAAUGGAAGAGGACACCCCAUCGUCGCUGGCAGCAGAAGAAUCCGUCCCGGGCGAAUCCUUGAUCAAGAUUGAACCACCGGACGAGCUGGUAUCGGCUGUGGCGGCGGCUGAUGCCGGAAGUGGUAGCUGCGAUGCGACACUGUUGGGCAAUACUCCAACCACGGUUCAAUUUCUACCUCACAACAGCACCACCAUGGCAGCACCGGCCGCAACCACCAUCAAACUGGAACCGUUCAAUCACAUCAGCCAAAUUGCGGCCCGCAGCUCGACACCGGACGGAGCACCGCGCGUAGUACCGACUGGGUCGACGACUCUCAUCCCGGCCACUAUCGUCGUAUCGCAACCGUCGUCGACGGGCAAUUCCACAAUGUUUCAGACCACCUCCGGGACAGUCCCGGCCGUUGUUUCCGUCUCGCUCCAGCAGGGUAGUUUGCAUCAGCUCGUACACACGUCGUCCGCCCCAUCGAUGGGCGCCGGCACAACUAUGCUCGUGAUGCAAUCCAUUCCAUCGGUACAAUCGUCCCCGUCAGCUUCGGUCGCCGGUACACCAACCUCAUUCCUGCUGAGUAAUGCUGGCAGCAACACUGGUUCGAUUUUGGUUCAAACGUCUGCUUCGUCCUCGCUUUCCAACAACGUUGUUCAGUCGUCUUCAGCCUCCUCUAGCAAUUCGCUCUUAUCCGCAUCGACUCCGAUCGUCGUCACCGUGCCACCGGCCAGUAGUAGCGGUCUAUCGGCCGCGCAGCCAAUCAGCGGUACCAACACAGUCGUAUCGAUUGCGACUCCGAUCGUCGUAUCAUCAUCAUCUGCUGCCUCACUCGCACAGUCGAUCGUGCAUGCACAGUCUCAGGCAUCGUCGGCUGUUAGCAAUAGUUCGAGUUCCUCCAACACUGGCACUACGACCGCACUGAACAGUUACAUCGUCCAACACAAUUCCACUCCGAUCAUGCUUUCCCAUCAGCAAAUGCAACAGCUGGCAAACAGUGGUGGUGGUAAUAUCGUCACCGUCGGUGGACAGCAGGUCGUAACAACGAAGCAACACCAUGGCGAAACGUUUGUGCUUACGCAAGCACCGCUGAAGAAGCAGAUCAAUGGACCGUCCGAUGGGAAUAAGAAUGCCACCACGUCUGCCGUCAAUGCGCAAAACAUCAACAACCAAAAGUUCCACGCACUGUUAAGCCACAAGCUGGGUAGUAACAAACCGUCCGAUCUGAACAAAAAACAGUUGGAAAUGAUACGCAAAGCCUUGGGCUCAUCACAAAAAAUGUUCGUCAAAUCGACAAACCACGGUCAACAGCUGCACGCCGGAACCGCAAGUGGUAGUGCCGGCAUUGUCGGACACCACCAGCAAUCCCCGGCCCAGCAACAACAGCAGCAGUAUAAUGUGAUUCACCAAAACUCACUCAAUACCCCGAUCACGAUCGUGUCCGCGCAAAGUCCCGGUCAGCCAACCCAGAACAAAAUCAUUCUUACGUCCUCGCCCCACCUUCUGCAACAAGCGACGGCAGUUGGUGGAGCGACCGCUGGACAACUGAUCGCUGCAAGCCAUGGAAAGAUCCAGCUAACCACAGUCCAGCAGGGACAGCAACAGCAGCAAACUGGUCAGGUGACAACGGGGCCGACUGGUGGACAGAUUUUGACACUGGAUGCAUCCGGAGGCCAACAAGGGGCGGGUGGUGUGAGCGGUGUGCAACAGCAACUGAAGCUCGAAAAGAACCACAUCCUGUACAACAUUAAGAACAGUCGAGGACAGUUUCUUCAGCUUAAUCCGAAGAUGGUAAACAUCAUACAACCGGUACAGCAGCAGAAGAUUGUCAACAGUCUCACAAUUCAGCAGCAACAGCAUGCGCAGCAACAGCAGCAGCUUCUACACAAUCAGGCCGGUCAUGGUGGGACUACGACGAUCCUAAGCAAAGGACAAACGGUUCAGCGCAUCCCAACGGUUAGCAUUCGCACUCAGCAACAGGCUCAACAGCAGCAAGCACAACAGGUACAGGCACAGCAGCAGCAGCAAACAAAUCUGGUCGAUAUGGUCGUGGUGAACAAUACGAACAAUAUAAAGUUUAUUCAAGCGGCAGCAUCGGCCGCGGCUGCAGCUGCUGCAGGCGGAAGCGUGGUCAAUAACAGUACGGCAACGAGUCGAGUGACGAAUUCCGUUACAACAUCAGGAGAAAGCGGAACUAGCGCCAGUAGUGGCAGCAGUGGAAGCAAUUGUGUGCAGGUGGCAACACUGUCCAGCUCGGUAGCAAACAGUGUGGCGAGCAACAGCAGCGUCGUCGCCGUUGGAGGAUCUUUAACGAACAGCAGCAGUAACGCAACGGUAGCGACGGUAGCGUCAGUCACGUCUACGACGGCGGGGGGAACCGCUGGAACGGUGGUCGGUGGUGGUGGUGGAGGUGGUAGUAGUAACGGUAGUGGUGGUAGUGGUGCCGUUACCGGCAGUGCUGCCAACACGAAUCCUUCAGCCAGUAUAAACAUUACCAAUAGGUGAGAGUCGAAGAUCCAGCUCAGUAGGUAACUGUUACUGUAUUUUAACUUAUUACUAAUUAAUGUUAACGUGUAGGUCAGGAUAAGAAACCUUUAUAGGAAAAAAUCCGCUUUCGUAACGAGAAGCACACGAGUUUU
This is a messenger RNA of Anopheles maculipalpis, 6353 nucleotides long. RefSeq lists its product as uncharacterized. The record is from RefSeq and is a predicted model, not a curated record. Lineage: Eukaryota; Metazoa; Arthropoda; Insecta; Diptera; Culicidae. The transcript has 10 exons. Gene Ontology annotation, biological process: regulation of transcription by RNA polymerase II. The coding region runs from base 85 to 6219 and encodes 2044 amino acids. Gene Ontology annotation, cellular component: piccolo histone acetyltransferase complex.